AUGCUUUGCUACAGCAACUCAUCAGACCAAGAGCAAAUACUUUUCUUGCCAAGCAUCAAACAACAAGUUACUAACUUCGACCUUGGAAACUUCUUCUCCAUAUCAGUGUACAACAAGUUUUACAUUCGGAGUCAACUGAAACAUUCAGGCUGUUACAUUGGAGAUGCUGAUUCAUCACUGAAUCUGACAGGAAGCCCAUUCUUCAUAACAGAGAGUAAUCUGUUCACAGCUGUUGGAUGUAACAACAAGGCGUCUAUGAACGCUACAGGGUUACAAAUCCUGGGAUGUGAAGCGACAUGUGGGACUAAGAUACGGCCUUACAAAGAUGCUAACAAGAGAUGUAUUGGUUACAAAUGCUGUCAGAUGACUAUACCACCUGAUCUUCAAGUGUUUGAUGCAACCGUGGAUAAACUUGAACCAGGUAAAGAAGGAUGUCAGGUUGCCUUCUUGACACAGUCUACCUUGUUCACGCCCCCUGAGCUAUCAGAGUACAAUAAUUACACGACAGUGAAAAGUUUAACUUACAAUGCAGGUGGAACUCUAAGCUCUGGACUGUUUCUUCGUGUCAUUGGCAUGUGGUUGCUAUGCAAGGCUAAUAGAAAGCGGAAAGCAGCCAAGCAGAAGAGGAAGUUCUUCAAACGAAAUGGAGGAUUGUUGUUACAGCAACAAACACACUUCCUUCAAGGCAGUGUCAACAGAACCAAGCUGUUCAGCUCCGGUGACCUGGAGAAGGCAACUGAUAAGUUCAAUGCGAGCAGGAUACUAGGGCAAGGUGGGCAAGGGACCGUUUACAAGGGGAUGUUGGAAGAUGGGAUGAUUGUUGCAGUCAAGAAGUCCAAAGCACUAGAAGAAGAGAAUCUUGAGGAGUUCAUCAAUGAGAUCAUCCUUUUAUCACAGAUUAACCACCGAAACGUUGUCAAGAUCUUAGGAUGUUGUCUUGAGACAGAGGUACCUAUGUUGGUGUAUGAAUUCAUUCCCAACCGCAACCUAUUUGAUCAUCUACAUAACCCAUCAGAAGACUUCCCAAUGACUUGGGGAGUCCGUCUCCGCAUAGCCUGGGAAGUUGCAGAUGCACUCUCUUACCUGCAUUCAGCAGCCUCUAUCCCAAUCUAUCACAGAGAUGUCAAGUCAACAAACAUCUUGCUGGAUGAAAAGCACCGAGCAAAAGUAUCAGAUUUUGGGAUCUCGAGGUCUGUUCCUCUAGAUGAUACUCACUUGACGACAGUGGUGCAAGGAACAGUUGGAUAUGUAGACCCAGAGUAUCUCCAGUCAAACCACUUCACAGGGAAGAGUGAUGUCUACAGCUUCGGAGUUGUGCUUAUUGAACUUGUAACUGGAGGCAAACCUGUCUCCCUUCUGAGGCCACAAGAAGUCAGGAUGUUGGGAGCUUACUUCCUAGAAGCCAUGAGGAAUGACAGACUUCAUGACAUUCUCGAUGCUCGCAUCAAGGAGGAAUGUGAUCAAGAGGAAGUUCUUGCAGUAGCUAAACUUGCACAGAGGUGUUUGAGCUUGAACUCAGAACAUCGCCCUACCAUGAGAGACGUCUUUAUUGAACUUGAUAGGAUGCAAUCCAAGGGAAAAAGCACUCAGAUCCAAACACAGAAUGGUGAAGAGCAUGAUCAAAUCCGUAUCGCAAUACCAGAGUCCAUGUCGCUCAGUUACACUUCUCCUGACAUAGUCGUUGAAAACAGCUCAUUCUCACUGUACUCAAAACCACUGAUGCCUCACAAGACACAGUGA
Molecule: messenger RNA, 1740 nt
Organism: Eruca vesicaria subsp. sativa (arugula)
Lineage: Eukaryota; Viridiplantae; Streptophyta; Magnoliopsida; Brassicales; Brassicaceae
Source: the annotation of a GenBank genome assembly